Musa acuminata subsp. malaccensis (wild Malaysian banana) is the source of this 1024-nucleotide messenger RNA. Its product is annotated as MADS-box transcription factor 51. The record is from RefSeq and is a predicted model, not a curated record. Gene Ontology annotation, molecular function: RNA polymerase II cis-regulatory region sequence-specific DNA binding; protein dimerization activity; DNA-binding transcription factor activity, RNA polymerase II-specific. Lineage: Eukaryota; Viridiplantae; Streptophyta; Magnoliopsida; Zingiberales; Musaceae. Gene Ontology annotation, biological process: positive regulation of transcription by RNA polymerase II.
GUCGUUUCUGUCAUCGGCGACGCGAGCGACUUCCUGAACUCGCUGGCCUCCCGCAUAUAGGGUUUGCGCCACGGCGGAGGGGGCGAGGGGGGAAUGGCGCCGCGGCGGGGGAAGGUGGAGCUGAGACGUAUCGAGGACCGGACGAGCCGCCAGGUGCGCUUCUCCAAGCGGCGGAGCGGGCUCUUCAAGAAGGCUUACGAGCUCGCCGUGCUGUGCGACGCCGAGGUCGGCCUCCUCGUCUUCUCUCCUGCGGGGAAGCUCUACGAGUUCUCCAGCGUCUCCAGCAUAGAGAAAACAGUAGAACGUUACCGGAAAUUUUCGAAUGCAGCAGGAGAUGUGAACAAGUCUGAUGACAAUAUGCAGAAACAUGAAGAAUUUGGUCAUCCAGCGGCUGAUAUGAAAUUACAGGAAAUCGGUAAAAGACUUCGCAAAACAAUUUUCUCACAAUUAAAUGCUGAUAACCUUUGUAAAUUGGAGAAAGAUUUGUCUGACGCACUACAAUGGACAAGAUCAAGAAAGACACAACUAACGACGGGUUCACUAAACCAGCUUCAGGAGGAGGCGGCAGGAGGAAGGGACAAAACCGGAGAGACCGAGGCGGAGGAACGGAAUGACGGUGAUGAUGACGACGAUGAAGGCGGCGGUGGCAGGGCGGCGCCCAGAUGUUCGUCUCGGGGAAAGGCUCCCGCCUCCAUUGGGCGGUGCAGCCGGGCGUAGACACGCAGAAGGCUGGGAUUGCUGGGUGCACGCCUGGCAUGACUGCAGUGGCCUGACUGCCCUAACCCUUCACCUCCCGUUACGUGGCGUAAACGUGCGAUGCCUCUUACGGCGGCCAUAACAUUUUUUUACUUCCAUGUUGUUUAUUUGCUGCACCGGUGUGUAGAACGAGGACCUGCUCCGGCACGUCGCCUCUUCCCCUCCUUCACUUGUCGGAACCCCACAUCUGCUGUCCUUCUGAAACAGUUCAUCUCUUCGUCAUGUGACUGCAUAUAAACCUAAUAUGAAUGGUUCGACGAUGAAUCCA